AUGAAAGUGCUGUUGUUUGUGUGUAUCUUGACGGUGAUGUCUGCCGGGGAGGCGGACACGGAGGUUAACAACAUUGAUUCCGUCAUUGAGCAGCGUGAUGAUGUAGACAACAAUUAUGUUGUUUGUACACUGGCUGACGCCGCCGAGACGUCUCAGAUCUCCUUGGCAGACAUCAGCAAAUCCAAGUAUCAAGAGCGACACAACAUCAGACGGCGCUCCACCGCCUGCCAACAAGAAGCCCGCUACCGGACAAUGGAUGGAAGAUGCAACAAUGCUCGAUGGCCAACCUGGGGAUCAACCAAUCAACCAUUCAGGAGAUUUAUUGAUCCUGCUUAUGAUGAUGGCAAGUUUGUUCCUCGACUGAGGGGCGUUGAUGGUCAUCCCCUCCCCAGUCCACGUGCUGUCAGUGUGGCCGUACAUCCGGGUACUGACAGUCCUUCUGACGACAGCACAGUGAUGGUGAUGCAGUGGGGACAGUUCCUGGACCACGACCUCACCGGAACUCCCCUCCACGCAGAUACUCGAGAACAGUUGAACCUAUUGACGGCGUUCGUGGACGCCUCUAACGUGUACGGCCUUAGUGAGGAUCAGAUCAGUCAUCUCAGGAACGGACCCUACAUGAGAACCAAGGGAGAUAACCUGUUGCCAGAAUCAAACCAUGGCGGCUGUCAAACAGACAAUAGCAACGAAUGGUGUUUUGAAGCGGGUGACGACCGUGUGAACGUGUUCCCGGGUCUGUCCGUGCUACACACCGUGUUCGUUAGGGAACACAAUCGCCUGGUCAAAGAACUUGCUGGUGUCAUGCCAUCAACCACCCCAGAUGAUGUUCUGUUUGAAGAAGCCAGAAAGAUCGUGUCAGCCAUCAUGCAACAAAUCACCUACCGCGAGUGGCUGCCCAUUAUUGUAGGGCCCUUGGCCAUGAGGAAGUACAGACUGACCCCUGGCUACAGCUUCAGGUACAACUUCACCCAGAACCCCACCAUCUACAACGUCUUUGCCUCGGCCGCAUUCAGAUACGGCCACUCCACAAUUCCACGUUUCUUGACCCUGGGAGAUCGACGUGUACCCAUAGAACAACUCUUCAACAGACCUUCUGAGGUCAUCAGAGAUCUGGAUACCGUGCUGAAGGCUCUCCUGAAGGACAGACGUCAAGAGGUUAACCGUUUCAUCAACAGUGGUUUAACUGAGCACUUGUUUGAGACGUCUGACAAUAAGGGCUUCGACAUCGUGUCCUUGAACAUUCAGAGAGGUCGCGACCAUGGUCUGCCAUCAUACAACAGCUUCCGCAAGACAUGUCGGCUACCGGAAGUGACCUCAUUUCAUGACAGUGUAUUUGGUAAAGCUGGAGCUGCUUUAAGAAGUGUAUACAGAUCCCCGGAUGACAUCGAUGUCUUCACCGGUGCAGUAGCUGAAGAACACGUGUCUGACGGAGCAGUGGGCCCUCUACUGGCUUGUCUCAUUGGUCAACAGUUUAAUGAUCUCAAAUAUGGCGACUCAUUCUGGUUCGAAACAUCACAUCCAAGAAAAGGCUUUACACCAGGUCAACUGUCUGAAAUCCGACGAAUGAGCUUUGCCAAAAUUCUUUGUCGGAAUUCGGGACUCACGUCCAUCCAAAGGGAUCCUUUUACAGUGUUCUCGGAAGAAAGGUAG
Messenger RNA from Haliotis rubra (blacklip abalone), 1650 nucleotides. Its product is annotated as chorion peroxidase-like. The coding region runs from base 1 to 1650 and encodes 549 amino acids. Gene Ontology annotation, molecular function: peroxidase activity; heme binding. Gene Ontology annotation, biological process: response to oxidative stress. The record is from RefSeq and is a predicted model, not a curated record. The transcript has 10 exons. Lineage: Eukaryota; Metazoa; Mollusca; Gastropoda; Lepetellida; Haliotidae.